This is a messenger RNA of Amaranthus tricolor (Joseph's coat), 2785 nucleotides long. RefSeq names its product cation/calcium exchanger 4. Gene Ontology annotation, molecular function: monoatomic cation transmembrane transporter activity. The transcript has a single exon. Bases 415 to 2358 code for a protein of 647 amino acids. NCBI's taxonomy places the organism in Eukaryota, Viridiplantae, Streptophyta, Magnoliopsida, Caryophyllales, Amaranthaceae. Gene Ontology annotation, biological process: transmembrane transport; monoatomic cation transport. Gene Ontology annotation, cellular component: membrane. The record is from RefSeq and is a predicted model, not a curated record.
AUCUUCAUGUUUUCCACGUUACCUGCUGCUUUUCUCUCCCACAUCGCGCACACAAAACAAUAAUUUCCAUUUUCCAGGAAUUUUCUAAGCCUGGCAAUUUCGACAAUUACAAUUCACAAACAAGCUUAAAAUCGCUCUUUCACGACAAAGAUUUGCUUGGACUAAGCAGUUUUCGGAAUCAUUCUAAGAAAUUUGAUUUUAGGCAAUCAUAUUUGAAUUAAUUGAGGAAGCUAUUGUUCGUUAAAAAAUUUCUUUCAAGGUAAUCCUUUCCCAAUUACUACCAAGAAUUUCAAUUUCAUGCUUAGCCCUUUUUUUCAUUUUUGCACUUUUAAUACACUAGGGUUUCAAUUCCCCCCAAAUUGAAACCCUAGACACUUUCCCUUUUGUUAGAUGUAGUUAUUCGGAAAUCAAAAAAUGGCGCAACUAGGUAUUUUUAAUCCAAGAAGAAAAUCCCAAUUUCGUGGAAUAUUCAAUGUAUUAUGUGCAGUGAUCUUAUUUUUCUUUUUCUUCAAUAGAGAAGAUAUACUCAGAAAUCCUUUACUUAGGCAAACUUCUGUGAAUGAUAAUCGAUGGUCCUUUCCUGUCAAUUCUGGCAAUGGUUCGACCCAUGUUGAAAUAAUCCGUCGUAGAACAGCUGAAAUAAUUGAUAAUUCUACAAAUUUUGUUAAUGGGUCUGUUUUGAGUGGAGAAAGAGCAGUGUUUUGUAUUGGGUUGAGAGAUCAUGUGGGUUUUGAUUCUCAUUGCGAAUAUUUGAAGGCACACCCGGAAUGUUCUACUGGUGGUUUCUUCGAUUACUUGCAGUUUUUCUACUGUAAGUGUCAAAGACUUGGUUUGCUGGGUUACGCUGUUCUAGGGAUUUGGCUUGCAGCAUUAUUUUACCUUCUUGGUAAUACUGCUGCUGAUUACUUUUGUUGUUCAUUAGAGAAGCUUUCGAGUAUUUUGAAUCUUCCGCCUACUGUUGCUGGAGUCACUCUCCUUCCGCUAGGCAAUGGAGCUCCUGAUGUGUUUGCAAGUAUUGCUGCGUUUGUAGGGACCGGUGCUGGUGAGGUUGGGUUGAAUAGUGUGUUGGGUGGGGCUGUUUUUGUGACCUGUGUUGUUGUUGGGACUGUUUCGCUUUUGGUGGCUAAUAAGCAGCUUCAAAUUGAUCGGAGAUGCUUCAUAAGAGAUCUUAGCUUCUUUCUUGUCACUAUUAUUGCACUCUUGUUGAUUUUAUUUGUUGGAAGGAUAACUGUUGGUGUGGCUAUUGCUUUUUUGAUGAUAUAUGUUCUCUAUGCGUUUGUUGUUGCUGCAAAUGAGUUGUUGAGAAAGGAAGCUCAGAGACUGAAACUAGAUGCUGUCACUCCGUUGCUUCCUUUGAAAGGAAGUGUUUACACUCUAGGAGGUUCCGAGGAUGAUGCUAUUUAUAGUCCCUUGCUUGACUUUGAGAGUGAGAGUGAUGCGCCUUGUCUCCAUCCGUCCUUACCACAGUGGAUGUGGGCUUCUAAUGUUGCGAUUUACUCGCAUCAGUCUUUGAAAACGGAUGGUGAAAGGCCUCCUUGGGGCUGGAAUGAUGAAAGACGAGAAGCUGAGAGUUAUUUCUCUUCUUGCUCCAAGCUAUUUUCACUCCUGGAGCUUCCAUUAUCUGUUCCAAGGCGAUUAACCAUUCCAAUGGUGGAGGAGGAAUCAUGGUCAAAGCUGUAUGCUGUUGCGAGUGCCUCAUUAGCCCCUAUCCUUGUUGUGAUUCUAUGGAGCACUCUUGAGAAUCCUGGUUCUCUUAGCAAAGACUUUGUGUACAUCAUUGGAUUGGCGCUCAGCUGCUUGCUUGGAGUCCUUGCAUAUCGUUACACCACUCCGGAUCAUCCACCACAUAGAUUCUUAUUACCAUGGGUUCUUGGAGGCUUCUUUAUGAGCAUUGUGUGGUUCUACAUGAUUGCGAGUGAACUUGUUGGUCUCUUGGUGGCACUAGGCAUUAUUAUGGGAAUCAACCCGUCAAUCCUUGGAUUAACUGUUUUGGCAUGGGGAAACUCUAUGGGAGAUCUUGUUUCAGAUGUUGCGCUGGCAUUGAAUGGUGGGGAUGGAGUGCAGAUUGCCUUUUCAGGGUGCUAUGCCGGUCCCAUGUUUAACACACUGAUUGGACUUGGAAUCUCAUUGCUGCUUGGUGCCUGGUCUGCUAGUCCCGCUUCAUAUAUAGUUCCAAAAGACAGUAGCUUGUUCUACACAAUUAGUUUUCUGUUAGCAGGUCUGAUUUGGGCAAUCAUAGUUUUACUCAAGAAAGACAUGCGACCUAGUAAGGUGUUGGGAAUCGGUCUUAUAUCCCUGUACCUGAUUUUUCUUUCAUUCAAGAUCGCGAAUUUCAUUAGCCCUGGUGAUCUACCGUAAGAAAAGAAAAGUACAUUCAUGUUGCCGAUAAAGAGACGAACCCCAGAAGGGAAAAAGGAUAACGGGAGAAGCCACGGAGAUGAUUGAACUGCAUUGACAUAAGUACCAUCUUGCAGGUAUGAGCUUCCGAACUAUUAGCUUUACUCCUAAUUAUGAACUCGGAUUGAGUAGCAGUGAGUUAUACUUGUAAAUGACAACCCCACUGUUGUAUUUGAUACUUAGGAGGAUAGUAUUUGUUUUGAUUAAAGUUGGACAUGGUCUCUGCUUACUCACUUGUAAGUUGUAAUACUUCAUUUUUUAGCCAAUCCAUUAUUUGACUGACAUGUUAAUCAGAUUACUCAGAAUGGUAAAUAAGACAAAAAAGUAAGUAUAUGAAACUUGUUUAAAGUCUGAUUUGUGUUAGAAAAUAGAAAUAUAAUUCUUUUGA